This is a messenger RNA of Osmia lignaria (orchard mason bee), 657 nucleotides long. The record is from RefSeq and is a predicted model, not a curated record. Lineage: Eukaryota; Metazoa; Arthropoda; Insecta; Hymenoptera; Megachilidae.
AGCGCUCGGAUCGGUGGUUAGACAGCGCAACAGCGAUUCCGUUUACUUGCUCGGUGACGACGGGAUGAUCGACCCGUGUUAUCGACCGAGGUGUUUGUAUGAAUUGAAGUGCCAAAUUCGAACACACCGCCCCCCCGUUGAAUGAAUUCAUUCAACGUGAAGUGCGUAGUAUUAAUAACGUGGAACGCCCAAGAUUGUAAUGCGGAAAUUUUUCUUGCGGUGCUUACAUGCGAUGAGACAACGCUUACGUUUGCUUUUACGUCGUAGAUUUCUCGCUUUCGGUGACAAGUGUGAUUGGAAGGAAACAAAGUUUCGCAAUAGGGCGCUUAUAUUCCCCGGACGACGUUUUUACGCUGACGACUCGGAUGAGGUUAUCGUCUCCUGGGUGGCACUUGAUAAUGCGGCCAAGUUCCCAUCGGCAAGGCGGAAGAUUUUGGUUGCGAAGCAGGACAAGUUGACCGACUUGAGCGAGAUUUUGCGUCGUCUUCCAUUUUGGGCGUUGGUGCAACGUAUGCAGGAAGCUUGGAAUUGGUGAGCCGUCCUUUUGCGCGGAUUAGGCCGUCGGUGUCUAAAUAAGGACACAGAGAAAGGAGAGCGCUUGUUUUUGGGACUGGCUUGGACUUUGCUAAGGCUCCCUUCUCCUCCGGAAAAGCGUUG